Messenger RNA from Closterium sp. NIES-65, 552 nucleotides. The record is from the annotation of a GenBank genome assembly. Lineage: Eukaryota; Viridiplantae; Streptophyta; Zygnematophyceae; Desmidiales; Closteriaceae.
AUGACGUCAGCCGUGACUAAUGGCGAGCCACGUCAGGCUGACGUGGACGAGUUCAGAGAGAGCCUUUCGCGAGCAUCGCGUGUGGCGGUGCUGACAGGGUCGGGUGUGUCUGCAGCAUCAGGCGUGCCUACCUUCAGAGGGGCGGGUGGGCUCUGGCGCACCUAUGAUGCCACGGUGGGUGCCAUGCCACGGUGGGUGCCAUGCCACGCUCAUCUUCUCAUCCUCAUUGCUGCCUUGCUCAUCCCUGUAGCCAGCACUAGGGUUCAUCAGGCCAAUGGAGGCAGUCAGUGGGUCAGGUUGCUGCACUGCACUCUCUCAUCCUCCCAUCUCACCUUGUUCCAUCCCCUCGCCUUUCCUCCUCCCUUCUCCUGUGUCAACCCCCCCCCUCCCCCCCCACACUCACUGCAGCCAGCAGCGGGGUAUGCUCGGGUGGUGCGGGCGGCAGGGGGGCGGGUGGCGGAGUUCAACGCGGAAGCCACGGCGCUCUCCCCUCUCGCCACCUGGAAGUUCCCUGGAGACUCUGCCAUGCUUCUGCCGCUCGUGCUGGGGUGA